Molecule: messenger RNA, 1073 nt
Organism: Phragmites australis (common reed)
Lineage: Eukaryota; Viridiplantae; Streptophyta; Magnoliopsida; Poales; Poaceae
Product: peptidyl-prolyl cis-trans isomerase CYP21-1-like
Exons: 7
Coding region: 145-831 (228 amino acids)
Biological process (GO): protein folding; protein peptidyl-prolyl isomerization
Cellular component (GO): intracellular membrane-bounded organelle
Molecular function (GO): peptidyl-prolyl cis-trans isomerase activity
Source: RefSeq, a predicted model, not a curated record
AAAGGAAAAAAAGAAAAGAAAAUCCAGGCCCGUUCUGACGGAUCGGAGGGCGUCUGGUUCGUCGCCGAUUCCAUCUCCGCUGCGAAUCCCUCCCCAACCCCGAGCAGCUUCCGUGCAGAUUCGCACCGAGCUCGCGGCGAUUUGAUGAGAGAGAAUAGAAGCCAAGAUAAUCUGGGCUUCGCGAUGCUGCGGAACGUGGCCGUCGCCUUCCUCGCCUGCGCCGCCCUCUACCUCGCCUUCUCCGCCUACUCCCGUCGCCAGAGGAUUGCAGAGGUUCAGUUACCAGCAGUUACUCACCGGGUCUACCUAGAUGUAGAAAUUGAUGGCCAGCACAUAGGUAGAAUUGUUAUUGGUCUUUAUGGGGAGGUUGUGCCAAAAACAGUUGAAAACUUUAGGGCCCUUUCUACAGGUGAAAAAGGUGUCGGGCCCAAUGGCAAACCUCUUCACUAUAAAGGAACACCAUUCCAUCGUAUCAUCCCUGGUUUCAUGAUUCAGGGUGGUGACAUAGUUAGAGGCGAUGGGAAAGGAAGUGAGUCUAUUUAUGGUGGCACCUUCCCAGAUGAGAAUUUCACUGUAAAACAUACACAUCCAGGUGUUGUUGCUAUGGCGAAUUCCGGACCUGAUUCCAAUGGAUCCCAGUUUUACAUAACCACAAUCAAGACGAGCUGGUUGGAUGGGGAGCAUGUUGUCUUCGGCAGGGUGGUUCAGGGAAUGGACUAUGUGUAUGCCAUUGAAGGGGGUGCUGGUACCUACAAUGGCAAGCCAAGGAAGAAGGCUGUGAUCACUGACUCUGGUGAGAUACCCAAGGAGAAAUGGGGCGAGGAAAUGUAGGCUGUCUGCUUGCUCUGUCCCUGUGGGCACCACGACAUCUUCCCACCGGAUCACCACAUACAUUUUUACCUGCCUUCAUGUGCCACAGUUUAAGGCAAGACGUCUAAAAUGUUGUACAUUGUAGCCAGUUUAUAGUCAGUCGAAUCCCACUUUGUUUACCCAGAUCACUCGAGUUUUGUGAAUGGUGCUGUGAUUUGAGAACACGCACAUCUUCAGACAAUGCUUUAGCCAGGUUUUCUUAC